Messenger RNA from Rattus norvegicus (Norway rat), 4864 nucleotides. It is a transcript of the gene Mfsd6, whose product is annotated as major facilitator superfamily domain containing 6. Gene Ontology annotation, molecular function: MHC class I receptor activity; MHC class I protein binding. Lineage: Eukaryota; Metazoa; Chordata; Mammalia; Rodentia; Muridae. Gene Ontology annotation, cellular component: plasma membrane; membrane. The record is from RefSeq and is marked validated.
AGGAUUUGCCACUCCAGCCCGGCUGGAUCCCGGGUCCCCCGGGGCGGCCCCAGAGGGCGGGAGGCCGGGAGGAGGCGGCGGACGCAUCCGCCGCCGCAGGAGGCGGAGCGCUGCACCUGGCGCCCGGUCCUCCAGCUCAGCCCUGAAACGGGUCCAGCCGGUCCGGAGCGAGGGAGGCGGCGAAGCCAGGCCUGGGACUAAAGCGGUGAGGAGGUGAGAACCGAAGGUCGCGCGGCGACUGUCACCGCGGUCGCUCGCCCCACCCGACCUGCAUCCAGCCGCCGCGCCCGCCGCAACCCCAGGAGAGGAGCAAGCGACCCAACCGACAUGCAGCGUUCUGACCCGCCCGCCGCCGCCCCGGCGCCCCGAGCAGCCGCUCCGCACCCCGGGGACAGGGCUCCUCGCGCUCCCCGCAGCUGAGCGCCGCUAGAUCACCACUCAGGAUUUUGAAGGUCACUGACCCGGAUGGUGGUGGUAAGCCAUGGCUGCUGAUGAUAAAGUUGCUAUCCUAACUGACGAUGAAGAGGAGCAGAAGAGAAAAUAUGUGCUUGCUGAUCCUUUCAACGGCAUCUGCAGGGAAUCAGAGCCACCUUCUAACGAAACCCCCUCCUCCACAGAGACUUCCGCCAUUCCCGAGGAGGAAAUAGACUGGAUAGAGAAACAUUGUGUGAAAAUCAACAAUGAUCUUCUCAUCUCCAAGGUGUUUUAUUUCUUCUUUUACUCCGCCUACGGCUCUCUUUACCCUCUCCUGCCCGUGUAUUAUAAGCAGCUGGGAAUGUCGCCAAGCCAGAGUGGACUGCUGGUGGGCAUUCGGUACUUCAUUGAGUUUUGCAGCGCUCCCUUCUGGGGUGUAGUUGCAGAUCGUUUCAAAAAGGGCAAAAUUGUCCUCCUCUUUUCGCUUUUGUGUUGGGUUUUGUUUAACCUGGGCAUUGGAUUCGUCAAACCUGCUACCUUGAGAUGUAUACCAAAGAUCCCCCCAACAGCUCACCCCACCAAUGUAAGUCACCCAGUAACCAUCCUGCCAAUGAACUCCUCCACUGUCGCUUUCUUUACCACACCACCAAAAUCACUCGAGAAAAGGAGCCUGCUGUUCUCUGCAACAGAGCCCAAUAUCUCAAACAUAGAUCUCUUGUCAACAGCAUUGACCUUGACCACCGAACCCACACUACGGCCCCAGACAGAGGGAAUUACCCACCACGUUACAGACUUGAUUUUGAACACAAGCACAGUGACUCUGCCCCCCACAGGAAAUGUCACCAGGGAGACAACCAUUGCUGUGGUCACCACCACCAAAUCUUUACCGUCUGAUCAAGUCACCCUUGUGUAUGACCAACAGGAAGUUGAGGCAAUAUUCUUGGUCAUCUUGGUAGUUGUCAUAAUAGGAGAAUUUUUCAGUGCCUCUUCUGUCACGAUCGUAGACACAGUAACCCUCCAGUACCUGGGAAAACACCGAGAUCGCUAUGGGCUCCAGCGCAUGUGGGGCUCCCUGGGCUGGGGCCUGGCCAUGCUGUCUGUGGGCAUUGGGAUUGACUACACUCAUAUAGAUGUUCUCAUUGAUGGGAAGGGGUGUAAGCCCCCCGAAUACCGAAACUACCAGAUCGUCUUCAUCGUCUUUGGAGUUCUCAUGACCAUGGCCCUGAUCGUUGCCACUCAGUUCCGGUUCCGCUACAACCACUUCAACAAUAGUGAUGGCAAAGGGAAAGAGAUGGAGAUCCCACAGGUGGAAAGGGACAACUCCACAGAGUCUUCCGAAGAGACUCCAACUGCUGCCACUCACUCGCAGGCUUUCAACUUCUGGGACUUGAUCAAGCUGCUGUGUAGUGUGCAGUAUGGCUCGGUGCUGUUUGUGGCCUGGUUCAUGGGUUUUGGCUACGGCUUUGUGUUCACCUUUCUCUACUGGCAUCUGGAAGAUCUAAAUGGAACUACUACCCUUUUUGGGGUCUGUUCAGUCCUGAGUCACGUGUCCGAGUUGACUGCUUACUUCUUCAGCCACAAGCUUAUUGAGUUGAUUGGCCACAUCAGGGUUUUGUACAUUGGCCUGGCCUGUAAUACAGCUCGCUACAUUUACAUUUCCUACCUGGAAAAUGCCUGGACUGUCCUCCCUAUGGAAGUUCUUCAAGGCGUCACGCACGCAGCCAUCUGGGCAGCGUGCAUCUCUUACCUCAGUGCUGCUGUCCCCCCUGAGCUGAGGACUUCUGCACAAGGAAUCCUGCAAGGCCUUCAUCUGGGUCUGGGGAGAGGAUGUGGUGCCAUGAUCGGAGGCGUGUUGGUCAAUUAUUUUGGGGCUGCUGCAACCUUCCGAGGGAUUGGCAUGGCUUGCCUGGUGAUCCUCCUGCUCUUCGCCCUGAUCCAGUGGCUGGCAGUGCCUGAUGAGGAAGAAGAUAAGACGAUGUUGGCAGAAAGGAUUCCUGUUCCCUCUAGUCCUGUUCCCAUAGCAACUAUCGACCUGGUACAGCAACAGACAGAAGAUGUCAUGCCACACAUUGAGGCCAGACUUCCGCCCAAAAAAACCAAGCACCAGGAAGAGCAGGAAGAUGUGAACAAACCUGCCUGGGGGGUCAGCUCUUCUCCUUGGGUAACCUUUGUCUAUGCGCUCUACCAAGUUAAAGAGCUGAUGCGACUGACAAGAGACAGCCGCGCUUCUGAGAUACAACCUUUACAGGGGAUCCAUGAGAAUCGGCAAGUCUCUCCAGCUGGUGGAGCCCAAUGUGCUCCACAUGAAACUCACUCCGACUCACCUAGAAACCAGCUAUCCCCUGACACAGCAGCAUCUCAAAUGCAGUCCAGCCCUGCUCACCCUAGUGCCACCCCACAUGGACAGGAGAGUGGACAACAGCAGACUCAGCCAACUGUGGGAGAACACUGAGGGCUCCCGGUCAUCUCAUACCCUGCAUGGCACCAGGCACCUCAGCCAGGAUAGAGGGCGAGACCCCAACCCUGACCAUGCCUCUGCAAGGGGAACACUGUAACGCACAUGCUUCUAAAUAUCUACAUUCAUUACUGCGGAACCACACACACACACACACACACGCACACACACAACCUUGCAAGUGUGCCUGCACAUGUGAGCUGUAGUAUGUGUCGAAGGAAAACGGAAACCUCCACAGGCCUGCAGAGACAUAGAACAAUGUUGAGAAGGAGCCCCCGCUCUUGGUUAGUUGGGUCUGACCUAACUUCUUGGGCAAGGUGAAAGGGUGAGAAGCAGAACUCACACCAAGUUGGGUGAAUGAAAGGGCCUCAAGGUAAACAGGGACUUCCUCCCCAUCUUCUGAUUAUUUAUUCUGAAUAUUGGGUUCUUAGUGAAAAGCGAGAAGAAAAAAGUAUAUCUAUAGUUUUGUCUUGAAGAAAAAGCAUUUUAAAAAUUAUAAGACGCAUUGAAAAGGGAGCCGGAUGGAAGUUAGUAGAAUGUACGCUUUGUGUUGUUGUUGUUUAGAAAAGUUCAAAGUUUCACUGAGCUUUGCACAUCUCUAGCAAAUAUAUUUUUAUAUGCAUAUAGUAUAUGGUGAGCAUAGUUCUUUGGGAAGCAUAGCUGUUAUGGACUACUGCAUAUUGAGUUGAGCUUUAAAAUGUCUUUGUUGCAAUGGGCUGGCAGAAUGAGCAGAAGUGAGAGAAUAUUUCAAAGAAUCCAACCAACUCAGUAUCCUGAGACUUGACAGACAAGGCUUUACUAAGCAGCUCCUUAGCAACCUCUGCAGCUAUAUUUUACAGUGACUUGGGUUCUAAUUAGCUAAGGGGGAAAAAAAGACCUACUCAUCGGAUUCCUAAGCGUUAAGCUAAAGAGUACUAUUUACAAAGAGCAGGAUGAGAUUUAAGUGCCUGGGGGAGGGACAUGAUGUUUAAAAAUUAUAUAGCAGGUCUGUUUUGAUUGUGAAGGAGUAAAUAGGAAGCCAGGAAUGGGAAUUCUGAGAAUAAGAAUGACUUUCUAAAGACUUAAGAAAUGAAUCUUAGCACAUUCUCCUUGGAACCGUAGUCAUACACUGAAAACCUGCGGGUUUGGGCUACAACUACACCAGUUAACACCACAGACAUAGGAGGUCUGGGUGAUUGCAUGUAGAGCUUGCUCCUAGAAGGAAAGCAGAGGCUGUAAGAAGCCUGGGGAUUCCUGUGGAUGCUACUGUGGCUGAACUAGGGUCAGUCAUACUGUGGGUGAACAUUGAGGGUGAACACAAGAAUGGUUCAAAACGGAAGGUCACCCUUGCCUCUGACGUAGGAGACAGGAUCAGCUGUACAGUGCGACAGUGCUGCCUGUCUCUGCAUGUGGAGGAAUCGUUCUACAUCUGGAUGUCUAGCUUCACCACAAAACACAGCUUAGAACGAUGGGAACAGUUGCGCAAAUGGUUACUUUUGCACUUGAACGGUACUGUACUGUCAAUCCUCAUGUCUCAUUUUAAGUGACCUUUAAAAUCAGAUGUAUUUAUUAUGCUCGUGUAAUUACAGAAACGAAGUGGGAGACAGACUGAGCCCCACCUAUGAAUGUACAGUAUGUGGAUUGCGAAACCUGAGUGUUGGGAGUCAGAACCUUGUAUCUUAUGUUUACAAUCCUGGUUGAUUUCUUUGAGAAGCUGCUGGUUUUGGAGAUGCCCAGUGAACGUGUUGAAAUAAAAAGUGAAUACCAUUUUUAAAAUAUUUCUUAAGUGAAAAACACGUGACCAAAUAAGAGAAACACCCUCUGCUCUGUAAUGAAUGACACUAAAUUCAACAUGCCUUCGUUACAAAACGUUUACUGUGAGCGUCGAUCCAACAGUGCAGUGACUUCUAGCCUUUUGAGCUGACACCUUCACGAGUUUGUGGACUUUGUGACUUUUUCCUUCCUGUCCUUACAGUGCCAUAUGUCACUUAAAAAUUAUUAAAGUGAAUUCCAAUU